Messenger RNA from Symbiodinium sp. CCMP2592, 528 nucleotides. The record is from the annotation of a GenBank genome assembly. Lineage: Eukaryota; Dinophyceae; Suessiales; Symbiodiniaceae.
AUGGAGAGGGCCCUGACCCGGCGUGCCGUCUGGGUCCACGACAGUUUUGCAGUGCAUCGGCCGCAAACCUCUUCCCGUACUGCUGAUUUCGCUCAUCAAGUCGCUUUCGCCAAGUUUUGUGAGGACAUGCAGACACAGCAGGAACCGCUGGCCGAGCAGUUGGCCAGACAAGCCUGGGCUCGCCAUGACAUCGACCACCCCGAUGCUGCUUCGUUGACGCCUUCGGAAUCUGGAGAUAUCGGUGAAGAACGAGACCCUCAUACCGUCUUCGCUGGUCUGUCCGAUGAACGCAAAGAAGCCUUGGCUGCCGGAUCCAGCUGGGAGGCACCGACCCGCAUCGUGCAUCGCGCUCCCUCUGAGCCGCCGGCUACAGAUUCUGAGGGCCAUGGCGAUUGGUUGCGCGGCCUCAGUGGCCGUCUUGAUGACGUUGAGAGCUUUUGCGGGUCAAUCAUCGACCCCCGGUUCUCUCGUAGUCUUCAUGCUCGCUUACUCCGAGUGGAGCGCCUGCUGAACGUUCCCGAGCAGUAG